AUCCUCAAACUAGCCUCGUACCUGCAACCCAUAACUUGCCAUGGAUAUCAAGCAAAUCGAGGCGCUGUCCUCUGUGAUCUCGGCCUCGGCUGCUCAGCUCAAGGAGCUGCAGGAUUCCCUCAAAACGACCCAGCACUCUGCUUCUACUGCGCGUGCGGAAUUCUUGAAGCCCUCCUUGGAGGUCGUGGCAGCUGCAUCCCAGCUGAUCGCUCUAGUGCGCACUCCUGAGCGUUACCUCAUGGACAUGUCGACUGGACACCAAUUGAGCUCAUCACUUCGUGUUGUUGUUGAGACAAAUGUUGUCGAAAUCCUGCGGGAAAAGGGCAAGGGACCAAAGAAAGCGCUGCACAUAAAGGAGAUCGGCGCUUACAACCGCGUCAACUACCUGAAGCUCGGCAGGGUUAUGCGCCUUCUCGCCACACACCAUGUCUUUGAGGAGGUUUCGCCCAAUGUAUUCGCUAACAACACCAUCUCGUUGGCCAUGGACACUGGCAAGUCACUCGCUCAGCUGGAGGCUGCUCCUGAAGAGAAGUACGAUGGUUCCAACGGCAUCGCAGCCUUGGUUGGUCUCUUCUCCGACGAGACCAUGCACAACUCCGUCGGCAUCGCCGAAAUCCUGAAAAGCCCUGAAACCACCAAUUCGUUCUCACCGUUCGAUGCUCCAUUCUCGAUUGCUUGGCCUGGGACACGAAACAUCAAGAUGUAUGACUGGUUGAACCUGCCUGAGAACAAGCCGCGAUUGAAGCGGUUCGGUAUGGCAAUGAACGGAAUGAACAGCAUGACGCCUCCGGAUGCCAUUCUCCGUGGUUUCAAUUGGUCCAGCCUGGCGCCCGGAAGCAUUGUUGUUGACUGUGGAGGAGGCGUCGGCUCUGUCUCGCUGCCCAUCGUUCAAACAUGCCCACAGAUCCAUCUCAUUGUGCAGGACACGGGCCCUGUGGUGGCGGAAGCCCCUGCGUUCUGGAAAGCCAACCAGCCGGAAGCUCUCGCUCAGGGAAGAGUGUCGUUCCAGGCGCACAACUUCUUCGAACCUCAACCCGCCGAGAACACCAACAUUGCCGUCUACCUGCUCCGCAUGAUCAUGCACAACUGGCCAGACGCUGAGUGUGUGCAGAUCCUGAAGCGCGUGCGCGCAGCCUGCACCCCAAACACACGUAUCGUCAUUGUCGACAACAUUAUGCUGUACGCGUCGCGGGAUCAGACAGUGGAAGGCGCAGACGUCGGCGCACAAGACCCAGAUGCUCUUGCUCCGGAACCGCUGCUCGCUAACUGGGGUGCCGCUAACUCUCUCUCAUACAAGCAGGACAUCAACAUGCUGAGUAACCACAACGCCUGCGAGAGGACCGUCCCAGAGUUCGCCGACCUGCUCGGGCCAGCGGGAUUCAAGAUCGUCGAGGUUCACCAAGCACACCAGAGCUGGCUGCCGCAGAUCGUGGCUGUCCCUAUAUAAUCAUCUAACAGGGAUGACGUGUUAGCUUUCGCCAUAUUCACCGGCGCGUGCUAGGGGGCUUCGGGAAAAGAGUCGUCGUCGUGUUCAACCACUGUUUCAUCGUUCAUAUGUAUCUGUAGAAUGUAACAUUACCACUGGCCAAUGCAAAGAACUUCAACGUCGCAAUG
Molecule: messenger RNA, 1614 nt
Organism: Postia placenta MAD-698-R-SB12
Lineage: Eukaryota; Fungi; Basidiomycota; Agaricomycetes; Polyporales; Adustoporiaceae
Exons: 9
Coding region: 41-1447 (468 amino acids)
Molecular function (GO): O-methyltransferase activity
Source: RefSeq, a predicted model, not a curated record